Molecule: messenger RNA, 465 nt
Organism: Iphiclides podalirius (scarce swallowtail)
Lineage: Eukaryota; Metazoa; Arthropoda; Insecta; Lepidoptera; Papilionidae
Source: the annotation of a GenBank genome assembly
AUGAGCCAGUUUACUGUGUCCAGAACUUACCAGCAAAGAGGGCAGCUUGAACCGAAGACAUGGAUCCAGGAGAAGAAGGUGCACAUCAGAGAGUGUUCACUGAUUCAUAAUCAUCCGACUACGUUUCGCAAGAGAAUCCGUGAAUUGAACGGAAAAGCAGUAGAGUUCUGUUCUCAGAUGAAAGCAGAGUAUGGCUCUAUUGCAGUAAUUGACAAAAACCAGUCUACAGAAGACCUGGAGAGCGAUCCCUACAUACCUACUCCCGUAGCAAAGGCCUCUAUGUCCCAGCUCCGCCUGCAGGCGACGAGACAGUGGGCCGCUGACAAAAGUAUCCUCUGGUUCAAUAUCGACGAGCCGCAUAUCCAACUGCUCGUCACGCAGUCUAUGGUCAGGAACACGGAGUGGGGAUAUUUCGCGAUGUUCGCAAAAUCACUGCCAACCACAAAUAUCACCGGAGCAUUGCGA